This is a messenger RNA of Monosiga brevicollis MX1, 4189 nucleotides long. RefSeq lists its product as uncharacterized. Lineage: Eukaryota; Choanoflagellata; Craspedida; Salpingoecidae. Gene Ontology annotation, biological process: protein phosphorylation. Gene Ontology annotation, molecular function: protein kinase activity; ATP binding; protein binding. The annotation marks the transcript as partial. The record is from RefSeq and is a predicted model, not a curated record. The transcript is spliced from 9 exons.
AUGUCCUGGGUCGUGGUGAUACGGGGUGCCAUCCUGUUCGGGCUUGCCCUGGGCUGGGGUAGCGCGCAAACGUUUUGGUCUGCCACCAGCGAGGUAGAGGAAAUUGAUCCUUCCUGCUCAGUGCCGGGUCAGUCAGCCAUCUGCUCUGCUGAUUCGGUGGUGGUCAAAGAUGACAACAUCAACGUCUAUGAGCCGUUGGUGACGGGGAUGCUUAUCCCUGAUGCCCGCGCCUACCACUCGGCCAUUUCCGCCCACGAGCCCACAUCUAAUACUACCUUUCUGGUUCGUGACUCUCUCUUGCACAUUCCAUCACCACAUCGCGCCAGCCACGGGCCUCUUGGCGCCCACACUGCCAUCAUCUCGCUGUUGUCCGCCUGGCAGGUCAUCUUUGGCGGGUGUCAAGAUUCACUCACGGCCAACACGUCCGGUCACAACUCCGGUGGAGCCCUCAACGAUCUUUGGAUUUUUGACUUGCUCAAGCGUGCUUGGUUCAACGUGACGUUUGAGGACUCCUUCCUGAUACCGCGCCCCCGAUUUGCACAUGCCUGCUCGCCCACUUGUGCCAAAAACGCCAUGAUUUGCUUCGGAGGUCUGAUUCCACGAAAAGACAUCAGCUCUACCUGCGAACAUGGCGUUCCACGACCCCGGGGAGGCCUCGAUGCGGUCGAGUUUAGUGACGAGAUCUGGCUGCUUAUGGGGAGUGUGGCCAAUCAUCCGCGCCAGUGGUACUCAAUCUCACCCACCCCAAACAAGCCCGUGCCAAUGGCCCGGGCAGGCCACACACUCACCUCAACCUCGCGGGGACUGAUCCUUUUUGGUGGUGCGGGCCUCACCACGGACAAUGGGACCACCACCAUGGUGCCGCUCGCUGAUCUCUGGAUCUUGUCUUGCCCUGAUGCAAAUCACACCAAUUUCAAUCAGACGCAUCUCACCUGGCGUCGCCUCAACGCGACCGCACCCAAUGGGACCGACAUUCCGGCCCGCCACUCGCACACCGCCACGGUGGUGGCUACUGAUGUGGGUGGGGUUUACAAUGAGACGCUCAUCAUCUUUGGCGGCGCUGCCAAUACCGAGAUUCCCGUCGAGGCGAACAGCUCCUACUUCAAUGACAUCUGGGCUCUUAAUCUGGCUGAUCUAGAUAACCUUCAAUGGGUCAAGGUGGGAGCCGCCACCUUCGAGGGCGAACAACCCAUGCGCCGUCACAGUCACGUGGCCGCCGCCACACGAGAUAACUUUAUCUUCGUGCAUGGGGGUGCCUCGGGUGAUGGUGACCACCUGCGCGACUCCUGGCUGAUGGAUCCGACAGCCGAGGUGAUGCGCACUUGGACUAACCUCAGCUCAUGGUACUACCCAGGCAAUUCAGCCUUUACCUUCCUGACCUAUGCCACGCCACGCUACUUGGCCGACCGUGAUCGCUGGGGCCAUACAGCCACCAUGGUUGAUAGCGACCUGCAAAUGGCCGAGACCAUUCUCCUCUACGGCGGCUUUUAUGCCGAAGAAUACUACAGUUACACGACGACGGAUAUGACAGAGUAUUACCCGCGACCACAAAACAUGAACCUCGUCCUGUUUUUGCAGGACGAUUUUCAGGGCCCCUUUCACCGCGUGGAGCACACAACGCUGCGCUACGGUCGGCCCCGAAUGCAGGACCCAUCAGGGGAUGUGCUGUGUGAUUGCCUUGAUACCGAUUGGACCUGGAACAACCUCACUUAUCGCGGAUGCCAGCGUCCUUUGGGCAUGGAAGACUUUAUCUGCCCCGUGGGUGCUGCGUGCAGCCAGGGUAGCUGUUGGCCGCAAUAUGGUGGGGGCGACGCGCUUUGGAAUUUUUGCAACGACGACAAAAUGCUUCUAUUUGGUGGUCUCUACGACGGUGACGUUGAUCACCAAGCCAUCGCUGACGUUGCAGGUGUGGCUUGGUUGUACAACAUUGACGAGGGCAGCUGGAUGCUGGACGAAAUUGACCACACUGUUGACGUCAAUACCAAUAGUCCUGGCCCCAUUUAUCACUGUGUUUCAUUCUUUUGCUGUGCGUGUGGUCCACUUGGCUUCAAUUUUCUUAUUUGCGUGGUUUGCGCUGGUGAGCACAGGCAUAGCAUGGUGCGACUGUCCGGGUACACUCUCAAUGAACCAUUACCAAUUCCUGGCCUCGCCUACGGGAACCAUGACGCAUACGUCAUCUUUGGCGGCAAUUCAGCCGAUAUUAAUGAAAAUACGAUUGUGGGCCGCACGUUCAUGUACACCCCUGCACGGCUGGGCAUCACUGGUCAGUGGUCUGCGUUGGAAAACCACAUGGAUGAAUCCAUGGUCAAUGCCAAGCUGCCGCGUGCUGGGCAUGCUGCCGCCGUCCACAACUACCUUGAUCCCCAAAAGCGCGUGCAAUCGGAUAUGUAUGUCUUUGGUGGCUACUACAUGCGUGCUUGGGCUACACACGUCUCCAUCACGGGGCCUUCCAUGUUUCUCAAGUAUAACGUGCAUAGCCAGACCUGGUCGUCCCUCUCGAACAAUGCUAAAGCCACUCUGCCCCCUCCUCGCUUCUUCUCCACCCUUUUGACGUUUUCCGUCCCGUUUCCCAUGCUUGUCCUCUUUGGCGGCGAACAAGCGUUGUCCCGCCAAGGCACCCGUUUUCUCAAUGAUGUUUGGAUCUACGAUCUCAAAUCCGAGGCCUGGUUCAGUGUGAGUCCGCUCCCUGACCCCGUGCGUGGUAGCGUCGCACCGCGUGAAGGAUUUGUUGCCGUGGCUCACGGCACGAAAAUGAUCUUGUACGGCGGCAAGCGCCUCAUCAAUGGGACGCUCAUGUCCGAGGCAGCCUGCGCUGCUUCGUCAUUCACUUGCUCGUACUGCGAUCUGUGGGAGCUGGAUCUGUCCAAAAUGACCCGCCAGGCUCUUUUGAACAAUUCGGGUGCGGCCCAGUGGCGCAGUCUGCUGGAUGAUACAGAGUGCGACGACUUCCCUUCGCUACGACAUGCAGCUGGCGUGAUCUCUAGUGGCGCGUUGCACGUGUUUGGGGGAUUUCAGGGCACUCGUGGCGAGCCGUCCAGUCUUUUGUGGCGAACACGCCCUGGGUGCAUCAACGGGACGCAGUCGCACAGCUACUUUUUGGUAUCGUGUGAGCAUUGCCCCAAAUCCUCCUAUGCCACUGGCGAUGGUCAUCACUGUUGUUCGCCGUGCACUGAGUUCUUGUCCACCAACACCACCGGCGCAGAUUCGCCCGCCAUGUGCAACGUGUGUCGUCACGACUUUUGUAAUCAUCAUGGAACUUGCUCCCUCGUUGGUGGCGCCCCAGUUUGUUCUUGCACCUUUGGCUUCACGGCCUUGGACAAUUGCAAACAGCCGUGGUGGAUUAUUGGCGGUGCGCUCCUGAUUGCGACUUUGGUUGUCGGAGCCGUGGCUCGCUCACGCUGGGUGCAGUGGCAGCGCCACAAAAAGCUGCGCCGGGCCCAGCUGACACAGAUGCAGCGACAGCUGACUGAUGCUUCCAAGGGCUGGCUUAUCCGUGAGGAAGAGCUGGUCCUCGGUGAGCGCAUCGAUCGCCGGACACGGGGCAUGUACGGCGAGGUGUACCGCGCCAAGAUGGGUAACUUUGACGUGGCUGUCAAAAAGCUGAGCUCCCAGCUCAUGAUGCUCGAUGCCGAGAGCUAUACCGCCGAGUUUGAGCGCGAGAUUCAGUUUAUGCGAUCAGUCCGUCACCCCAACUUGGGCAACCUGCUCGUCACCAAUACCUACGUCGUCAAGGUGGCGGACUUUGGGACAUCCAAGUUGCUAGACCAAGCGCGAGAAGACAUGGUUGAUCUUGAUGGACGCAGUGGAGUUUCGCGCGGUUCCAACGCACGAUCGCGGCGGCGACAGCCAUCCCGCUCGGCCAAACCUCGUUCACAUGAGGCUGCUCGUGUGGGCAUUAAUGGCGAGGCCGAGCCGCUCCUGACAUCGGGCGUGUCGUCCUUUAGUCGAUCCCGGGAUGGGGAUAGCGAUGAUGCAACGAGCUUGGCUCGUUCGUAUACCAUGACUCGCGGUGUCGGAACACCGCUGUAUCAGGCCCCCGAGGUCCUCGAACGGCAAGACUAUGGCAUCAAGGUCGAUGUAUACUCGUAUGGAAUUGUCCUCAACGAGAUCUACACGCGCACCACACCGUUUUCCCAUCUGAUGGGGCCCGAUUCGCAUCCAUCUGCGCUAUUCAAGGCAGUGAUGGAGG